Triplophysa rosa is the source of this 2448-nucleotide messenger RNA. RefSeq names its product SPRY domain-containing SOCS box protein 2. NCBI's taxonomy places the organism in Eukaryota, Metazoa, Chordata, Actinopteri, Cypriniformes, Nemacheilidae. The coding region runs from base 149 to 949 and encodes 266 amino acids. Gene Ontology annotation, molecular function: protein binding. Gene Ontology annotation, biological process: proteasome-mediated ubiquitin-dependent protein catabolic process. Gene Ontology annotation, cellular component: SCF ubiquitin ligase complex. The record is from RefSeq and is a predicted model, not a curated record. The transcript is spliced from 3 exons.
UCGGCUUCGACCUUGACCGGUGACGUCCCGGCGACGGAGCGGGAGCGCGCACGGGAGAUGUUUAAAUGAGACGCGAACGAGUGGAAACGCGCACACUCCGCGCGCACUCACGGAAUGGGAUUGGUCGAGAUUCAUAUCUUCAGACCCGAUGGGUCUAAUUCUGUGCUGCUGGCUAAGUGACAGACAUCAUGAAAAGAAAACAUCACCAUCAUCAUUCUUUUCUCAGUUUUCUGUAGCCCCACCCAUUCGUCUCGCUGUGCUGUUAGACACGCCCCCUGUCGCCCAUGGAAACCCUCGAUCCCAGUGGAGCCAGACUCACAUCUCUCCCAAUCUGAAGAUGUGCCCAUCGGGGGUGUGUGUGUCCCGCGACCGCGUGGAGCAGAGUAGCGAUGCAGUUCGUGCUGCGGCGGGCGUGGCCACGGGGCUCCAUAUAUGGGAGGUGCUGUGGGAGGCACGACACAGGGGAAGCCACGCCCUAUUGGGCGUGUCCACACGCGAAUGCCCCCUGCAGGCCUCCGGCUACACUGCGUUGAUAGGCGGCAACUCACGUUCUUGGGGGUGGGAGCUCACGACCGGUCAGCUCUGGCAUGAUGGGAAAGAGUUGGGCCGGUACCCUGGGGGCGGAGCCAGAGAACGGUUAAGGGCUCCGGACCGUAUACUGUUGGUUGUGGACGCAGACGCGGGGACGCUGGGAUACGUGGUGGAUAACUGCUUUUUGGGCAUCGCCUUUGCAAGCCUACCCAGUGAGGCGGAGCUUUUUCCUGCUGUUAGCUGUGUCUGGGGAGGAGCUAAAAUCCACUUAAGCUACCUGUGCGGCAUGACCCGUGACCCACCGCCUCUACAAACUCUGAGUGCUUUGUGUGUUUGUCGGGCGCUCAGAACUCAUCUGGACUCAAUCCCACCCGCUGCACGCCGACUCCUGUUCAACACAAUAACAUCCAACACUUAAAGGAGAAUAGGACCUGACCACUGUUUAUUUUCACAUUUCAGUUAUUUAUCUACAAUCUUAUUUAAAUGUUAUCAAACUAUUACCAAUGAAUACAAAUGUCAACAUUAUAAUGAUGGAAGUGCUUUACAUGUAAAUACUGCGAUAUAUCAUUUUUCAAUGCAAGUUUAUUUAUUUGGUGCUUCUUUACACAAAAGAAAUCACAAAGGAAGAUUAUUAUCAGGGCUGCAUGGGGGGAGUAACGAAAUUACACCUAAUUUACUUACGUAUUUAAAAUAGAAAAUUAGAGUAACUGUAUUUCUUUACGGUUACUUUUAAAUGGGUUGUAAUCAAAUUAUAGUUGCAUCCGAAAAGUGUUUUAGAUGACAAAAGUGAUUGUUUGGAAUUUGAAUGUCAUUAUUUCAGUUAAACAUGAAUAUAAACUGUAACGGGCAAUUCAUGUAAACAGCAAUCUGUGAUUCUCUGACUCAAUCUGCAAAAGCAUCCUAAACUACAGUUCUUUUUAACUAAUUUUAACAAAUAUUUGAACAAAAUAAAAGGUAUCUGGGUUCAUAGAAAUGUUAUGUUCAUUUUGUUUAGUACUGUCCUGAAUAAGCGAUUUCACACAAUAGAAGUUACAUAUUCUCCACAAGACAAACUGACUGAAUUUAUACAAAUUGCCACUUUGCCAAUUGUCAAACAAUGUAUAGCCUUGAAUCUUUAUUGUCUGUUGUUACCUGAAUGGUCAACAACUGUUUUUAUGUUUUGCGCUAGUUGUUUGUGAUUGUUUUGUUUAAGUAAUUUUAAGGUAAUUGCGACUUUUUGUCUUACAGUUCUGACUUAGAAUUGUGAGACAUACUUUACAAUGUCCGAUGAGGGAAAACUGUAAAAGUGAUGUUGUUGUUUAAAAUAAUAUGCAGUGUGUUUGGUGAUCCCAUUGUGUCACAGACCUUAUUCCAAAGUAUUCUACAGUAUUUAGAUUAAGUUACAAAAUUUGUGUCAUCUAACGGAAUACGUUACAGAUGGAUUAUAAAGCGUGUAUUUGGUCAUCUGUCAUGAAAUACAUUUGAAAAGUAGUUAUUAUAAUCAUCGUCAGUGCUGUAGUAUCAUCUGAUCAUCGCAUGGUCAUUGGUUAAGUUAGUCGCAGGCGAGUUAUGAAUUUGACUCACUUCUGUUUUUCUGUUGCUCUAUCAGAAUCACAUCAACAUUGAGUCAAAUAAUGACAAAACACACAGUUUUACCCGCACUUAUAUGUUUUUUGUUGCUCAGGGGGUAAUUCAAGUGAAAAGUUACCUAUUGUUUGUUUUUGAGUUGUUGAUGAACCUAAACAAAGUUCGUUAUUGAAAUGUUAUUUAAAACCAUGAUUUUACAGUAGAAAAUAUCACUUUGUGAAAUAGCUCUUCGGUGAAAAGAGAACAAAGAAUUAGUGUCGACACAAAUUUGGUCGAUUGUUAAAUUUAACUGUUAAGUAGAUUGUGUUGCGUGCCUGUCUAGCAACGUCUGUUUAUACUUAAAAUAAAAUA